CCCCCGAGCGCCACACUCGCGUUCUGCGCUCCGCUGAGAUCGCACGCAAUGGCCGACGCGCGGUAAUCGCUGUUCUAACAUAACGUGUCUGUGCUGUGAAUACAACUGCAGUGUGACGUGGAGAUAUCUAAGGAAUUCUAAAUAAUGAGAGGCGACCGUGUGAUGGCGCCGUGUUUAGGCGCAAUCCUGACCGUCCUUAGCUUGGUUGCUUUAAGCAAUGCCGGUCCGCUGGGGCCGCUUCCGAAUGUGACCAGCGAAGGCGUCGGAUUGAAGGAAGGCAGCUGCGUCCUCGGCGACGUAGUGUACAUGGCUGGUGAUACGUUCACGGGCGCGACGCCGUGCGAGCGCUGCGCGUGCGCCGCGGGCAGCGUGCAGUGCGCGCAGGAGCGCUGCGAGCCGCGUCCGGGCUGCAAGGCGCUGCACCGACCGGAUCACUGCUGUCCUACGUAUCAGUGCGAGUGCGAGCAAGAGGGCCGCGUGUACGGCAACGGCGAGAAGCUGGUGGAUCCUGAGGAUCCAUGCCGCGUGUGUUACUGCCAGGGUGGGGAGGUGGUCUGCCGCCGCAUCGCCUGCUUCGUGCGAGAUGACUGCCAGCCGAGGCUGGUCCCUGGCCGGUGCUGUCCAGAGUACGACAACUGUCCGCUCAGAGGAGUCACUGCUAUUCCUGGACUACUACCAUCAGUUUCAAACAUGGCAACGACUGGCGCUUCUAACGCCGCCCCAACUCCACCGAAGGAAAACAUCAAGCAGGAAAUCACCAUUAAAGAAAUCACGCCAGUGUCAGAGAUUCCCGUUAUUACCGACGUAAAGAUCAAGGAGAUCCUGCCCUCGACGAGCAUUGAGGUGCCAGAGUACCCUUCAUCCAAGUCACCGCUCAUCCCACGUGAAGCCAUUCCGGACAAAACCGUGACUAGCAGCGCUGAACUAUCACCCAAACAGAAGGAAUCUGUUGCCAUCGAAUUAAUUUCACCACUGCCUACAGAACAGCCUUCAAAACCAGUGGAAAAGAUCAUUGAGGCUAAGAGUACAGAGGAUUUGCUUCCAUCAAAAAUUAGUCUGUCGACGCAGGAUUCCAUCAACAGCGAAAUCUAUCCAUCGCAUAUCCCCACGAUCAUUGCUACUAUGGGAGUGCCUCCGAUUACACCUGAUACUAUUCCAGCAGCCAGCACAACCAGAGUUGCUAUCAUUGAAGAAGAAGACACGUCUCUUUUCGAUCACAACCCCGCUUUCCCUCCGAUUCCUGAUGACUUAUCCCCAGUAGGAACUCAUGAAGAUGAAAUAUCUGAACAAAAUGCGGAUGGUGAUAACACAAACGUGCACGGAGAACAACAUAUAGCCAGUACACUACCACCUACAUCCACGACGUUUAUACCGAAAGACACUCCCACGACUACAGUUAGGUAUAUACUAGACACUUCUACCACUACUACAACCACUAAAAAACCAGCGACUGAAACAAGCACUAUAAUUACUAAGACUCCAGAAAUUGAAACAACAGUAUAUGUAUUAACAUCAACUACACCGCAAAGUGAAUCCUUAAUAAAAGGUAGUCCGAUGCUUAACCCUUGGUCAGCAAUUCCGCCUGAAAUACUGAAAGUGCCAUCCUCAGUGCCAGAAGAUAUAAGCGGCGAAUUAGACGACCUUGAAGAGCCAGUGACAGCCUUCGAAGAACCUCUUUACAUCGCUACUUCAACUACUACUGGAGCUAAGUUAGUAGAUGAGACUACUGCUGGUUCACUAAUCGUAAAGGAGACGAUCUUACCAAAGUUUAAUGAAGAAACGAGUGCACCCUUCGUUACUACUCAAAGAGUCACGUCGACUACCACUGGCCCACUAAUAAAACUAGAUGAGACUACUACUACUCCUCAAAAAGUAUUAAAAAACAAAUACCUACUUAGAUCUAGUGAGGUAACGACCACUUCGAUUGAUACCACUCAAAAUACUCAAACUGUUGCCUCCACUACCAAUGGACCAGUUAGUAAAAUAGUAGACGAAACUGCUGCUGCUACUAUUUCAAAGGAGAUAAUUAUACCUAGGACUGGCGAAGUAACAAAUACUCCUUUUGAUACUAAUCAAUCUACUCAGACUGUGACAUCUACUACAACUCAACCAGGAAUUACUCAAUCUAUUCAAAUCGUGACCUCUACUACAACUGAACCAGCAUUUAAAAUAGUAGAUGAGACUACCAUUUCACCACUUUCCACAUUGAAGAAUAAAGUUGUACCCAGGUCUAGUGAGGUAACGAACACUCCCUUUGAUACAACCACUCAAACUACUCAGAGAAUAACAGAUGUUUCAGAAAUAAUCACCAGCACACCAAAAGCCCCAGAAGAAUUAACUACAGGUACUGUUACUAAAUUCAAUAAUCCGACUGAGAUCACUGCUCAAACUGAGUUCAGCUCAUUGCCGAUUGAGACCAGUGACCAAAACCCCCAUGACUCCUCGGAAAGCUCUUUAAAAGAUAAAAGCCCUUCAACUGAAACUCCAUUUAUAGUUGAAAUAACAACAGCCAAGGCAACAACUGAGACCGAGAAGGUUACCGUUGCUAAGACGACUCGGACCACUCCUUCUACCCCUGGAAGUAGCUCGUUUGAGAAUGUAGAAACCACGGAAUUCGUUCUUACUUCGUUCGGAUCUUCGGAAAGUAGUACUGAUUCUGUAGAAGUUAUUAAAAUUUCUCCAACGCAAAAAGUAAAUAAUGCAGCUAUUAUUGACUCAUCGCAUAGAAUACAGGGCAACGUACUAACUGAUCUGCGAGACUUGGUAGGAGAUGUGGCUUCCAUCAGCGGCCACACCGACGAGCCGAGCACAUUGCUCCGAACCACUACAACUAACAGCUUCUCUGACUCAGAGGAAUUGAUGCCAGUCAACGCUGGAUACAAGAGCAAAAAUAGUAACUUCAACCAUAACUCCAUCACGGAGAUCCCCUUGAAAACUAAGAGUCAGCUUCCAGUUAAUAAGCAGAAGGUGGUAGAAAUAGAGGGUGAAGAUACAGACAGCAUUGCUGACGCGCCGCCGCCGCACGACAAGGUGGAGCCGACUACGCGCAGGCCCAUCAUCGACAAUGUUUCUGACUCCAUGCCUAAGAACGAAACUGACAAAAAAGACAUCGAAAUUAUCUCUCAGUCUUACGUCCCAACGAUCAACAGGCGACCGACGAAAGUCGUGAUGAAGAAGAAUAACGAUAAGCCCCUUUCUGAAGCUUCAACUGAGCAAACUCUUGCGACUGCUUCUUCAGAUGCAGUUACAUCUGGCGAGACGACGCCUUCUACAGUUGCGAUCACAGAAAGUGCUUUGUCAUCUGAAGAGUCGGCUACAACAGCCGAUGUGACCUUGGGGGCAGACGCGUCAACUACCGCGGCGCAGUGAGCUGCGCGCACGUCGAUCGAUGGAACCUCAGCUUAUCGCAUUUCUAGAGUAAGUUUCGUUCUUGAAACUCUAAGUUAAUGUAGAGACUACUAGAUUAAUAGGACUAUAUACGAAAACCUUGUCAGAAGGAUUAAUUAUUCUUUGUCAAUUCUCUCGGGCGGGAACAAUUUCCGCCGAGUCGUAUGUAAGUAGACGGCCGGGGUAUCCGGCUGAAUUUUAUGUGUAUUAGCUGGACAAAUUAUUUAUAACGUAGAGUUAGGGCGCGAGGACGCGGCGAUGUGUCAAACGUGAGGGCUGUAGUCUAGCUUCUCUUCGUUAGCGUAAGUUAUUUAUUUGUUAGUGAGAGCGAGUUAGUAAGUGAUGAUAGGUAAGCAACCAAGCUAGUCAACCUGUGACUGCGCGGCAUCGCGCCACGUUGCCAUUACUGCUAGCAUUAAAGAACAUGACAAACCUCGAAUGGACAUUCCGGGCUUAGUUUUAGUUCCCUCAGUGGAAAGCCAGUAGAGCGAGGCGACACGGGACUAUAUUUGGUACAAAUCGAAUUUGAUAUUAUAUAAUCAACCUUAUGAAAUAUUGUAAGACCUAGAUGGUUUAGAAUGAAUGUGAUUGCACAUAGUUUUUAUUUAAUGCACUCUGUGUCGGUGUCGAAGUGGGAUUGCUGGAAGGAUGGCUCAAUGCUAGUGUAAGGUGUAUCAUCGUGUCAGACCGGAUCUAUGGAAUUCGAGUACCUACAUAACGUAAUGAAACAUCAACAGAAUGUUGCCUCAAAUUCGGUUAACGUACUGGUGAAAAACUUUGCCUAACUUUUGGAGGGCUGACUCAAAAAACACAAGUCGAAUGCUGUUUUGUUAAGGACGUAUUGCAAUAACUAGUCGAUUCGAAAAACCUUGACUCAUCAAUUUGAACUCUAUUAGGUUAUCCACUUCAAGAAAGAUGAAACGUUUUCUUUAACAAAAACUCUCUAGAUUCGAUCUUUCAUGAUGUUUCGGCGAGCGGGAGACCGAUCAUGUUCUGCCCGCGCAGGCGCGAGGCAGACCAUAAAUAUGUACACAAUAUUGCUCCUUAUGUCAACGGAGCAAUGUACACUGUUUAUAGGCAUCGGCGUGCGCGGGCGUUGCUUCUUGCUCCGGAAGACGUCGCCUUUUCCCGAGCAAUAAGCAUGUGCGGACUGUAUUAUUUAUAAUUAUUGUUUUUUUUACAAAUAAAAGAACCAGACUGAA
Messenger RNA from Cydia splendana, 4589 nucleotides. RefSeq names its product mucin-2-like. The coding region runs from base 145 to 3369 and encodes 1074 amino acids. Gene Ontology annotation, cellular component: extracellular region. Lineage: Eukaryota; Metazoa; Arthropoda; Insecta; Lepidoptera; Tortricidae. The transcript has 6 exons. The record is from RefSeq and is a predicted model, not a curated record. Gene Ontology annotation, molecular function: protein binding.